GCCACGUUUUUUGGCGGCACUUUCUCUCCAUUACUCCCACCUCUCUGCACUUCAUUUCCUUGCUAACUCCCAAAAACCAAACGUCUCCCUCUUCUUCUUCUUCUUCUUCUUCUUCUUCUUCUUCUUCUUCUUCUCUUCCUCUUCCUCUUCGUAACGAACAAGCACGCCAUUAAUUUCAUCUUCCAUAUCUUUCUCCUCAAUUUCCGUUUCCUUCGUAUAUACAUAUCUUUAUCCAUCUCGCUUCGUUUUUUUCUCAUUCUCUUUCGUCAGUCGAAGUUCGAGGAAUAUUCCUUUUUGCCGAACCGCAAGGUAUGGGUGCGUCUCUCAACGACGAACUGUUGCUUCCUCCUGUUCGCAACUUCAAUUCCUCUCUGGAUAUUCGCUUCUCCAAACACGUUCACGACAACGUUCACGGCAACAUUUAUCUUGAUCCGCUAUCUUUGAAGUUUAUUGAUACCGAGCAGUUUCAGAGGCUUCGUGAAUUGAAACAGCUUGGUGUGACACAUAUGGUAUAUCCAGGAGCUGUACAUUCUAGGUUUGAACAUUCGUUAGGAGUGUAUUGGCUAGCUGGAGAUGCUGUUCAAAAGCUUAAAAACUACCAAGGAGCAGAGCUUGAUAUUGAUCGCAGUGAUAUCCAGACGGUGAAACUUGCUGGUCUUCUGCAUGAUGUGGGCCAUGGGCCUUUCAGUCACCUUUUUGAGCGCGAGUUCCUCUCCAAGGUUUUGAGUGGCUAUGAAUGGUCUCAUGAACUUAUGUCAGUUAAGAUGGUUGACCAUAUUGUUGAUGAGCACCACAUUGAUAUUGAUUCUGGAAUGAUAAAAAGAGUUAAGGACAUGAUACUAUCUAGUUCUGAAUUUGCUCGGCCAAAGGGUUCAAAGGAGAAGGGUUUCUUAUAUGACAUCGUUGCAAAUGGACGAAAUGGAAUUGAUGUGGACAAGUUUGAUUAUAUUGUACGUGAUUGCCGAGCUUGUGGUUUAGGAUGCAACUUUCUGUUUGAGAGGUUAAUGGACACUAUGCGAGUUAUAGAUGAUGAAAUCUGCUAUAAGGCUACUGACUAUCUUACCAUUCACAAAUUGUUUGCUACUCGGGCUGAUUUGUAUCGAACAGUUUAUACGCAUCCGAAAGUUAAGAUAUUUCUUCUGAAUAUGCAGGCCAUUGAGCUUAUGAUAGUUGAUGCUCUGCUGAAGGCAAAUGAUUAUCUGCAACUUUCAUCUUACAUACAUGAUCCAUCGCAGUACUGGAAGUUAGAUGAUUCUAUAGUUAAAACAAUUGAGACAGCUUCAGACAAAGAGCUAAAGGAAUCUAGGGAUCUGAUUUUGCGGAUCCGCAGAAGAAAUCUCUAUCAGUUCUGUAAUGAAUAUGCUGUCCCAAAAGACAAACUGGAAAACUUCAAGGAUGUAACUGCUAAAGAUAUUGUUUGUUCUCAGAAAAAUGGUGGAGUGCAGCUAAAAGAGGAGGAUGUUGCUGUCAGCAAUGUCAGGAUUGACUUGACACGUGGUAGAAAAAAUCCUCUUGAAAGGAUCCAUUUUUUCAAGGAUUACGAAAGCAAUGAUAAAUUCAAGAUUUCUGAUGAUCGCAUAAGCCAUUUACUGCCAACAUCAUAUCAAGAUAUGAUAGUGAGGGUGUAUUCUAAAAAACCUGAGCUGGUAGAAGCCAUCUCAGAAGCAUUUGAGAACUUUCAGUUGAAAACUUAUGGGAUCAAAACACAAGUACAUGCAACACCAGAUAAGAAGAAACGGCGCAUUUGAUGUUACUGUUGUUGAUAUUACCUAUUCUCUUUUACAAAGUAGAGACAAUACUUCAAUAUAAUAUCACACAGGCUUACGAUUACAGAUUCGUGAUUUUGACUUUCCCUCCUAGAAGCUAGAUUCAUGAGGAAUUUUGUACAUGACACAAACUACUGAUUUUAAGCCGGUUUAGCUGGAGGAACCUGCCACGAAAAAGGUUUUUGGUCAACAAGUUUUGUUGUCAACCUUUACGGACAACUGCUGAAGAUUUUGAGCCUGCGUAAUACUCAAUGUUGCCUGGCACUCAUCAGCUUUUAGUUUGUUAUGAUUGGUUUAUUAUUUGACAAGGUUUUAUUUGCAUAUUUGUCUUCCUGAAUUCAGUAUUGUACAUCUUACCAUACUUCGACCUGUUUCUGUUGUUAAAUGCGGUUCUAUACUGUCAUGUCAAUACAGAUCAAUAUUCACCUUCUACCCAAUGAUUCGGAAUUGUGAGCUUUGAAGUUCGAACAAUCAAAGUACUUGGGCAUUGUGACA
Molecule: messenger RNA, 2261 nt
Organism: Cucumis melo (muskmelon)
Lineage: Eukaryota; Viridiplantae; Streptophyta; Magnoliopsida; Cucurbitales; Cucurbitaceae
Exons: 19
Coding region: 312-1748 (478 amino acids)
Biological process (GO): dGTP catabolic process
Cellular component (GO): nucleus
Molecular function (GO): dGTPase activity
Source: RefSeq, a predicted model, not a curated record